AUGGAGCCGGGUAGGUCAAGUAGCACUGUGGGCCAGUCCAGGGAAAGCCUGGUUAGGGGCGGCCAAAUACUCCAUGAUGUUGCGACCCGAGGGGUCGUAAAGACAGAAGAUGAUGAUGAUGAGAGAGAAAUCUUGAAACAAAUCGAGAGACUGGCAGAGGACAAGGAGCUGCAACGGCAGGCUAAGGAAAAGGCCGAGCUAGAGCGACAGGACCUGCAACGACAGGCCAAGGAAAAGGCCGAGCUAGAGCGACAGGAGCUGCAACGACAGGCAGAGGAAAAGGCCGAGCUAGAGCGACAGGAGCUGCAACGACAGGCACAGGAAAAGGCCGAGCUAGAGCGUCAGGAGCUGCAACGACAAGCACAGGAAAAGGCGGAGCGAGAGCAAAAAACGAAGGAACUGCAGGAGGAAGCCAAACGCCAGGCCCAGGAAAAGAAGGAGCUGGAGCUACGAGCCAAGGAACAGGAAGAAGCCGAACGACAGGCAAAGGAAAAGGAACUGCAGCGACAGGCAAAGGAAAAGGCAGAGCUACAGCAAAAAGCAAAGGAACAGGAGGAAGCGAAAUGCCAGGCCAGGGAAAAGGAGCUGCAGCGACAAGUGAUGGAAAAGGAGCGACAGGUUCAGGAGCUGCUGAAGGAAAGGGAGCUGCAGCGACAGGCAAAGGAAAAGGCCGAGCUUGAACGAAAAGCAAAGGAACAGGAGGAAAGCGAACGCCAGGCGAAGGAAAAGGCCGAGCAAGAGCGACGAGCCAAGGAACAGGAGGAAGCCACACGACAGGCACACGAGGAAGCCAAACGACAGGCACAGGAGGAAGCCCAGCGACAGGCAAAGGAACAGGAGGAAGCCGCAAGACAGAAGCAUGAGGAAGCCAAGCGACAAGCAGAGGAAAAGGCCGAGCUAGAGCAAUUUAAGACAUGGAGCAGAGAGGCACUCAUGCAGGACAUAGACACACAGCGUGCCAAGAAGGCUGACUUGGCAGCCAAGCAGGCCAAGCUGGCCGAACUCCAGAAGCAAUUGGAGGAUGUACUAGUGGAGACCGAUGCACUGAUGCAGUCCCAGCAAGCGCCGUUGAUUCCAGGUGUUACUAAGCUGGAAACCCUGAGCCCCAGAGCCAACUCACUGACCCCAACGGAACCGCUGUCCCCACUGGCAACAUCGAGCCAAGAUGCUCAAGAUCCUUGGCCUAGUCGCAGCCUGUUUCAGUCCCCAACACCACCACCCGCCCAGAAGUCAAUGGCCACACCGUGUACCGCGACAAAGUCUCCCAGUAUCUCCCUGCCUUCCUCAGGAAACCUGCAGCUGGCCAUUCCCAAAGGCCAGCCACCAACCCCUGCAAAGGCACCUGCACCUGCAAACAAAGCCUCGCCGCCCCUGACCUCUGGUGCCAUCACAAAGAGGCUUAUGAGAUGUAUGGAACCGAAUGCGAAGGGUCUCUACAAGGUGGCAAAGUGCAUUCGCGAUCAGUUCAAUGCCGGUGGGGCAUCCAAAGACAAAGUGCUAAAGCUUUUCGCUGCCUGCGACCACAAGCCGGAGGUUUUCCUGAACAAGUUCUCCGUGGAGCGGGAGAAACACAUCGAGCUGGAGACCGAGGUGGAUUUCGAGUUCUUAACCAAGAAGGAGAUGGCUGAAGAUCAGAAUAUGACCCCGGCUGACAUCGAAGAAUGUGUUGCCCAAGCUGAGAGCGACCCCAAGCGCAAGAUUCGGAAGAGAGACAGUCUGACUAUGACCGAGACGAUGGAGGCUGAAGCCUUCGGGAGUGGCCUUGACAUGGAAGUGGAUUUGGAAGAGGCCCUGGAGCAGGGUUCUUUGCCGGAGUCGAUGACAGAUGCAGCCGACGGGGCUGUGAAAUCGGGCCCUUUGAAUGAAGAUCUCAGCAAGCUCUUGAAGCUAUUCAGGCCUGCACCAGACGAUCGACGAAACUGGCACAAAUGCUGCCAGCACGUGAGCAACCAAAAAAAGAAGAUGCAGCCGCCGCACAAGAGGGUCAAGGGGAUGUAUGCAAAGAUCCGGGCUGUCUACAGUGCUGUGGACGCCUGUUGCGAGAAGCUACAGAAGCACAAGGCUGAGGGUGUGCUGGAUGGCUACAACGAGAAGACCAUCCUUCCGACCAUGAAGCCGCAGGCUGCGGGCAAGGCGCAACCAAAGGCGCCAGCUUGUGUGAUCGGCGAGAUUGCUGAAGCUGUAGUUGCUGAUGGUAGUGCUACGCAGAACAUACGGGAGGCCACGAAAGUUGACAAGAGCCAUAGUGAACGCAAUGCACACAGAAUGUUCAAUAGAUACGGCUUGGCCCUCCGAGUUCCAAUCUCGUAUAUGGACGUGCCGCAGAGUAGCAGCGAGGAUAGUGUCACGGUCCCGUACUUGAAGAUCACGGAUUUCCUCAAGCAUUUGCUUAACAAGUUCGAAGAAGUCUUGUUUGCAGGGCUGAAGGCGGAUUCCGAUGCUGCCCGAGAUCUUUGUUCUACCUUUUGGAGCCGUUACCAGAGCUACCAUGGGGACCAUGUGAUCUAUAGCGAAGUGCCUGCUAAAGAUAGAUCCUUUUGUGUUCCACUUCUGGUACAUGGUGACAAAGGCCGAACAUUGCAGAAAAGCCCCAUCUUCGUAAUGAGCUUCGAGUUAGUUUGGGGAAUGUCACCAAGCAUGCUCAAGAAGGUUGCUUAUGAUUGUCGCAACACUCGGUAUGACACCAAAGAUGGGCACCUCCAGUGGCACUGUGGCCGCCGUGCUUCGGGAAAGCGAACUUUUAGGGACAUGUGUUUCGACAGCUGCCCUCUUAGAUCUGCUGGUCGUUUCAACCCCGAAACCAAAGGCAAUCACCAGCGCCACAACAAUCGUGGGCACAGUUUCUUGAGCCGCUUCCUGAUUGGAGCAAUCCCUUCCAAGCUCUACAGACGAAAUGCAGAAGUGCUUCCGUGCUUGUUGAAGCAAGCCGCUGAGGAUCUCAAAGGCUGUUUCCAGGAGGGUCUGCUCCACGAGAAAUCUGGGAUGCGGUUCCGGUUUGUGUUCAUCGGAGCAAAGGGCGAUGCUGAGUGGCAUUUUGAUGCAGGGAACUUCACUCGGUCAUAUCAUCGAACCGGACCCGUGAAUGCUGCUCCGAUUUGCCCGCUCUGUGAAGCUGGCACCGAAGGUGUAAGCUACACAGAUGUCUCUGAUGCGCCCGAGUGGCUGGCGAGUAUGGGAACAUCGGUGCCAUGGGACACGACACCCCCUCUAAACCUGGCCCCUUUCUCUACAACCUUCCCAGCUAACCUCUACAAGUUCGACCCCUUCCAUGUGUUGAAGUUCGGUAUAUUUCGUGAUGCUGUUGCCAGCACGAUCGUCAGAUUGGCACUGAUGGGCUACUUUGACUUGUCUGCUGAGGACUACAAGAACAUAACUGAUCGUCUCGCUAGGGCAUAUUCACUCUACAAGUUGUGGUGCCUGGCUGCAAACAAGAACCCUUCGUUGAAAGGCUUCACGAAAGCGAAUUUCAACUUUGAAAAGAUGUCUAAGUUUGCAUGGGUGAACGCUAAAGGAAGUGAAGUCACGAUGCUCAUGCAAUGGUUAGACUUCCUUGUGCCAAGCUUUGCAGCUGAACCGAAGCAGGCAAGCGAUCUUGUGUUCUUGCGAGCAGCAUCCCAAAUGAUUCGUGGGGGUUUGGAUUAUAUCGGGGUGAUGCAUAGUCAUGGCAUUUGGCUCCCAUUGAACUGCGGCAAGGUUCAGCUACAAGGGGGCUUGGUCUUCGCUCGAGGGUACGCCUUCUUAGCACAGCGCUGUAUGGAGCAGGGUUGCACUGGGUACAAUCUGCGGCCAAAACUUCAUUACAUGAUGCACCUACUCGUACACCUCAAAGCCCAGAUUGACAACAAUGCUCCAUGGGUGCUCAAUGAAGCACUACACCUUUGCGAAAACAAUGAAGACUUUAUAGGGAAAUUGUCGAGGGUAAGUAGACGGGUUCAUGCUUCCCAAGCUGCGCUCCGAACAACGCAAAGGUACCUUGUGAAGGUACGUAUACUUCUUGAAAGGCUCCUUAAGUAG
This is a messenger RNA of Symbiodinium sp. CCMP2592, 4014 nucleotides long. The record is from the annotation of a GenBank genome assembly. Lineage: Eukaryota; Dinophyceae; Suessiales; Symbiodiniaceae.